AUGAAGCCUACAAUACUGAUUGGAAACUUAGGACCGAGGAUAUUUGGUGUGAAAUCUUUUCAUGAUAUGCAAAUAGAUGUUUACAAUUAUUUUAAAGGAAGUCCUUAUGGUGGAUUCUUUGAAGGGCGUAGACCAACAUUAUAUAUCAUGGAUCCAGAUAUUAUAAAGUCUGUUAUGAUAAGGGACUUUGAUCAUUUCACUGAUAGAAAUACCUUAGGAACUCGGGAACCUAAGUAUUUGAGUAGGAGUAUUCUCAAUUUAAAAGGAUCUGAAUGGAAAGCAGUGCGCAGCAUUAUGACUCCAGUUUUCAGCUCCUCUCGUCUGAAAAAUCUGAUACCUUUAAUACAGACAUGUGCAGAUCAAUUAGUUGAGUUUUUGAAGCAGUAUGAUAGUAAAGAAGUAGAUAUGAAGCAGAUAAUGGGACAUUUUACAUUGGAAACUAUCAGUGCUACUGCCUUCGGAAUCAGAAGCGAUGCCCUUACUGCUGAAAAGUCACAGUUUGUCAAGGAAGCAGAAAAGUUCAACUAUAUGCCCAUCUACAAGCGGUACUUUAUAUUCUUCAUAUUGACAUUUAUGCCAGGCCUGUUCAGGUAUUUGAAUGUAUCUUUCUUAAACAUGGAGACGAUGUCGAAACUCAACGAUAUGUUGCAAGCUAAUAAGGAGCAGCGGAAAAAGACUUCAGUAAAGCACAAUGACUUCUUGCAACUUAUGCUUGAUGCAGCGGAGAAAGAGAAAGAACAUUCAGAUAGUAAACAACCAUUGCACCUAGACGAUGGAACAGUGGAUGCUCAAAUCAUAAUUUUCCUAUUAGCCGGGUUUGAAACAUCCAGUUCCUUGUUGUCUUUCGCGAUCCACGUCCUGGCUACACGACCGGACAUUCAAGAGAAACUCCGAAAACACGUUACUGAAGUCACCGAAGGGAAGGAAAUAACUUACGACCUUAUAGCACAACUUGACUAUCUAGAAGCCUUCUUACUUGAAACGUUACGCAUAUACCCACCUGUGGCAAGGGUAGACAGAGUCGUGACGAAACCAUAUCUCCUGCCAGGAUCGUCUAUCAAGUUGGAUGUUGGCCAAUCGGUGUCUAUCCCGAUUUACGGUAUCCACAUGGAUCCAGAUAUAUACCCAGAACCUCACGAGUUCAGACCGGAAAGAUUCUUUAAAGAGGAGAAAAGUGAUAGGCCAUCACAUCUCUAUUUGCCGUUUGGAGCUGGACCGAGAGCUUGUAUAGGGCUUCGCUUCGCAAUGAUAACCACGAAGAUGGCAAUGGCUGCCCUUGUUAAGAACUUUGAGUUCAAAAAGUCUGAGAAUACGCAGCACCCUAUACAGUUCGAUAAACGUGCCCUCCUGCUUAAAGCGAACAAGGGUUUGUUUGUCCGUAUUGACAAAAUUUAG
Leptosia nina is the source of this 1395-nucleotide messenger RNA. NCBI's taxonomy places the organism in Eukaryota, Metazoa, Arthropoda, Insecta, Lepidoptera, Pieridae. The record is from the annotation of a GenBank genome assembly.